AUGUAUUUAUCAAAAAAGCCUGUACAAAAAGAACGACCACAAUGGGGGAGCCAAUGGGAAUUUCUCAUGUCAUGUAUUGCAACUUCAGUAGGUCUGGGUAACAUCUGGCGGUUUCCCUUCGUUUGCUAUGAAAAUGGAGGGGGAGCGUUUCUCAUACCAUACCUUGUUGUGCUGAUCUUUAUCGGAAAGCCCAUAUAUUAUCUUGAAACAUCUCUUGGGCAAUUCAGCAGUAAUAACUGCGUGAAGGUUUGGGAUGUGGUGCCAGCUUUAAGAGGAACUGGGUUUGUUCAAACCUUGAGUGCUGUCUACGUGUUAUCAUACUACAUGUCAAUUGUGGGUCUUUGUAUAUACUAUUUAGUAAUGAGCGUCCAAUCUACCCUACCAUGGUCUGUAUGCAAAGCAAUGUGGUCAAACUGCGUACCUUCUGGACAAUAUAGUCCUGACCCUAGUUCUGGAAAAAGCAGUGCAGAAUUUUAUUUCAUGCAGGUAGUGCUCCAAGGGAAGACACAAAUUCAUGAUGGAAUUGGUACACCUUUAUGGCAUCUGGCACUAUGUUUAUUUCUAGGAUGGAUCUCAGUUUUUUUAAUAAAUGUUCGUGGUAUUAAGACAUCAGGCAAAGUGUCAUAUUUCCUUGCUUUGUUUCCAUAUGUGAUUCUGGUUAUUCUACUAAUUAGGUCUGUCACUUUACCUGGUGCCAGUAAAGGAAUAUUGUUUUUUAUUACGCCCGUAUGGAGUAGAAUUAUGGAGUUAAAAGUAUGGUAUGCAGCAGUUACCCAAGCUUUCUUCUCUUUGUCCAUCUGUUCAGGAGCUCUUAUUGUGUUCUCCUCUUACAAUCGCUUUGGACAAGAUGUUUAUAGAGACUCCUUAAUUGUGUCUACUCUGGACACAUUUACAAGCUUAAUCUCAGGUUUCACUAUAUUCGGCAUGUUGGGCAAUCUCGCACACCAGCUUGGGUAUGAUGACGUUCAAAAUGUUAUUGGAACAGGUGGCUCCAGCCUUGUCUUUAUUUCUUACCCAGAUGCCAUUGCGCAAUCACCAUUUUUUCCACAACUGUUUGCUUUCUUAUUCUUCUUCAUGAUGCUAGUCUUGGGUGUCGGAUCUGGAGUGGCAUUACACUCUACAAUGAAUACAAUACUGCUAGACUACUUCCCAAACGUACCCACCGUUACAAUGAGUGGAUUAACCUGCUUUAUAGGAUUUUUCCUAGGACUUAUUUAUACCACUCCAGGUGGACAACAUAUGUUGCAAUUAGUGGAUUUCUAUGGAGGAACUUUCAUGAGAUUGUUUGCUGCUAUAACUGAGACUAUGGGUAUAUUUUGGAUUUAUGGAUUGGAAAACAUGUGUUUGGAUAUAGAAUUCAUGUUACAUAAAAAAACUUGCUUUUACUGGCGAAUAUGUUGGAGUAUUAUUACUCCCUUACUGAUGUUUUCUGUGUUUGUAUAUUCAUUGGUUACCAAACAAAUACCUAAAUUUGGGGAUACAUACAUUUAUCCCGAGUCUGCAUUUAUUGCUGGUUCUACUCUUCAAUAUAGUGGAGUGGCACUUAUUCCCAUUGUAAUGAUUAUCACGUUUUAUAAAUUCUGGACACAUAGAUAUGUACAGACAAUAAAGCAGUCGUUCAAACCCUUGCCAACCUAUGGCCCUAGCAUUCCAGCAAAACGAGAAGAAUGGUUAAAGUUUAUUACACAAGCAAGAGAGGACCGAGAGAAUAUGCGCAGGAACCGGUUGCAUCAUUUAAUCAUGAUCUUAUCUGGCGCUUACCGGUGGGGUAAAUAG
Molecule: messenger RNA, 1776 nt
Organism: Arctia plantaginis
Lineage: Eukaryota; Metazoa; Arthropoda; Insecta; Lepidoptera; Erebidae
Source: the annotation of a GenBank genome assembly